GCUGCCCUCCUGCCCCGCCCCCUCUCCCCGCCCCGCGGAGACGCCAUGGGGGCCCGGCCCGGGCUGGCGGUGCGGGCGGCGCACACGGGGUUGAGCGCGGGGCUGGCGCUCGGGCUGCUCCGGCUCCAGAGAGACCUGCAAGAACAAGAGGAGGAGCAUGGAGAGCUACUGCAGCCGCUGAUCUUCGUCCUGCUGGUUUUGUGCUCUGUCCUGCUGUACUUUAAGGUGUCCCUCAUGGAUCCGGGAUUUGUUAAGGAUGACGAGGAAGUGAAGGCAGGCAAGAGUGAAGAACAAAGCAUGGUGAUACCCCAAGUUCCAAGUGGCAUCCAGAUGCGGCGUUGCGGUUACUGCAUGGUGAAGCAACCGAUGCGAGCCAGGCAUUGCCAGCUGUGCCAGCACUGCGUGCGGCGUUACGAUCACCACUGUCCCUGGAUCGAGAACUGCGUAGGAGAGAAGAAUCACCCCCUCUUCAUUGUCUACCUGAGCGUGCAGCUUGUCGUUCUGCUGUGGGGAGGUCACGUUGCUUGGUCAGGCCUCCACUUUGAACAGUCCUGGGACUGGCUGCAGCACAACGCUCUCCUCCUCGGGUCUUUCCUCCUCAUAGUCAUAUUCACCAUUGUUGUCCUCCUGCUGCUCAUUUCCCACCUCUAUCUGAUUUCAUGCAACACCACCACCUGGGAAUUCAUGUCCCACCAUCGCAUCUCCUACCUACGACAAUCUGAGCUGGAGAAUCCCUUUGACCAGGGGGUGCUGCUCAAUCUCUGGAGAUUCUUCUGUUCAUGCCGCCUCACUGCAUGGGAGAAAAUAUACUUUCACAGGAACAGCGAGCCUGUCUAGGUGCAAUUGUGCCUGCCUGGUGGAGGCCACACAGCUGUGGGUUGCUGGGUAAAGCUUUGCUGAUGCAAUUGUUGCCAUUUCCUUGCACAAAACAUCAGUACGUGCAACUAUGCAACCUGUUCCACAACCUGUAAAUUAUAGAUCAAGGAUAGUCAGGGUUAUUUUUUAAAUGGGAGUAACACUGAUAAAGGGGAGACACUGAUUCCGGGAAGGCCAGCAGGGCCGAUUUGGGGACUGAGCAAAGGUAUCUCUCUAAAUUUGCUUGGUUACCUGCAUCCACAUCUCUCCAGAAGAGAUGCCAGAGUAGCGUGAGGGCCCAUGUUCCCUUCUCUUCCCCAAAGUUUCUCUUUCCUUUUGCUGUAAGAGAACAGCAGCUAAUACAGACAGAUCCAGCCAGGAUCAAUAUUCCUGUGAGACCUAUGGUGCCUUUUGUCAAUAGUGUUGGCCAUGUAAUAGAAAUAUUUGAGUACAUAUUUGGACAGUCAAAAGCAAAUUUCAUUUUGAUGACCAUGUGCCUAAACUUCAUGGUUUUCACAAGGAUUUGAGGCUUAAUAGCAUUAAUGUGCAUGAGAAACAGCUGUAAGGCACCAAAUUCAGCUUAGGAGAUAAUUAGCCAGUGCUUUGCGAUGCCCUGACCAGCUUCCUAACAGCUUUUCCUUCAAGCUGAUGGUGCUGUUAACAAUUCAGACUUUUUUGAAUGAAGUCAGCAAAGAAUGAUGCCAUCCCCUUUACUGUGAACAGCAAAGUAAUGCUUACCUACUGAAUUAUUCCUGCAGGUGACUUCAUGGUCAGGCCUCUCCUAUCACUUGUGGGGAGAGAACCAGUAGCAGAGGUGGGUGCUCCUUCCUCGGCUCAAGUAACAGUGGCAGUACUACCUCAAUGUACCUGCACCCUUGUAAUAAGAGGACAAAGUUUCAGUGCAAAAGGAAAGAUUCUAGGUCCUGUUUGUUCCAUAGAGAUGAGUUUAAAUUAUUUUGUGCCUUAACUGCGUUGGCUCAGGAAUUAAUAUCAGCUCAAGAGUGCAUCUGGCCAGCUGGUAGGAUGCACUUAGGCUUUACAGUUGAUGUGUCCUCAUGAAAGGGCAGAGCAGUCACUAAUACUGCCCAGACGUCCAAAAGCUGUUUAAUUGACCAACUCAGAUCUGUAAUCUAUGUCCAGUCUGCUUUGUUCAGGACAGAAACUCCUAUCAAAGGGAUAUCGGAACACUAAGGAUUGUUUUCAUACCAAAGCCACAGCACCCAGAAAGGAUUCCGCAGUCUGUCUGUGUCAGUGUAGUGCCUGCUGUCGCGGGGUUCCUCUGCCACUUCACAAUUUCUGGUUUUUUCAUCUAUCGGUCAAACAUGUUUGUUAGCUGGUACCACAGCUCAAAACACACAGUUUUGCUCUGUUUGGUAACUCUUUUCUAAAUGCAGCAGGAUGGCAAUUCACAGUCUUUUUACUUUACUAUGAAUUAAAUUAUUAAAUAAUA
Messenger RNA from Cuculus canorus (common cuckoo), 2305 nucleotides. RefSeq names its product zinc finger DHHC-type palmitoyltransferase 12 (gene ZDHHC12). Lineage: Eukaryota; Metazoa; Chordata; Aves; Cuculiformes; Cuculidae. Gene Ontology annotation, biological process: peptidyl-L-cysteine S-palmitoylation; protein targeting to membrane. The transcript is spliced from 5 exons. Bases 46 to 837 code for a protein of 263 amino acids. The record is from RefSeq and is a predicted model, not a curated record. Gene Ontology annotation, molecular function: protein-cysteine S-palmitoyltransferase activity. Gene Ontology annotation, cellular component: endoplasmic reticulum; Golgi apparatus.